CGUGCUGGCGCCACGCGUGGCGGAUGGAGCUGGUGGCCGGCUGCUACGAGCAGGUUCUCUUCGGGUUCGCUGCGCGGCCCGAACAGUCCUGGACGGUCGUCCCUGAUUUUACACAUCAUGCCCAUUCUGCCUCGUUGUCAGCUGUAGCAGUGAAUAACAGAUACGUGGUCACUGGGAGCAGGGAUGAGACAAUCCAUAUCUAUGAUAUGAAAAAGAAGACAGAACAUGGGGCACUGCUGCAGCACAAUGGCACAAUAACUUGUCUGGAGUUCUAUGGGACUGCACAUCUACUGAGUGGCGCUGAGGAUGGACUGAUUUGUAUCUGGAACACAAAAAGAUGGGAAUGUCUGCAAUCCAUUAGGGCACAUAAGGGGCACGUGACAUCUCUUUCUAUUCACCCUUCUGGAAAAUUAGCUUUGUCAGUAGGAACAGAUAAAACAUUAAGAACUUGGAAUCUUGUGGAAGGACGAUCAGCCUUCAUCAAGAACUUGAAGCAAAAUGCCCAUAUAAUUAAAUGGUCCCCCAAGGGAGAGAAGUAUGUGACUGUGAUAACAAACAAAGUGGAUAUCUACAAACUUGACACAGCUUCAAUCAUUGGCACUAUCACAACAGAGAAGAGAAUUUCUUCACUUAGAUUCAUUACAGAUUCUAUCCUUGCCAUUGCUGGAGAUGAUGAAAUGGUAAGGCUCUAUAGCUGUGACUCUCAGAAAUGCCUGUCUGAAUUUAAAGCCCAUGAAAACAGAAUAAAAGAUAUUUAUGGUUUUGAGAGAGAAGGACAACAUGUUAUUGUUACUGCAUCCAGUGACGGUUACAUUAAAAUGUGGAACCUGGACCUUAAUAAGAUUAAAGAUGUGCCAUCUCUACUGUGUGAAGUCAACACCAAAGCCAGGUUAACAUGUCUUGCAGUAUGGCUUAACCAGGCUUCAGAAACAAAAGAAAAUUCUGAUAAAGCUGCACCAUCACCUCAAGCAGGUGAAAAUGAUUUUUCAUCAAUAGUCAGGAAAAAAAAGGUUUGUUGGAAUGAUAAAAGUGAUAAAGCACCAAAAAGAAGAACAAUUUCAGAGAAGCAAAAAUUGAAAGUUCCUCUACAAAAAGAAGAAAAAGAAGAUAAAAGUGAUAAAACACCAAAAAGAAAGAAAACAAUUACUCCAGAGAAGCAAAAAUUAGAAGCUCCACUGCAAAAGAAGAAAAAGAAAUUGAACAGGUCAGCAUGAAGGCAGCUACUUUCUCUCCUGUAUAAAAAGUAAAAACUGGUGUUGCUCCAGUUUUUAUGAAGACACAAACUUCUCACAGGAUAUGUACCUUGGAACUGACCUGUUGUUUAAAAGUAAAGAAUAUUUUUACCCUAAUAAAUUAACUGUAAGUAGCAAAAGAGAUGGCAACUUUUCUUAAGUGAAUUAGGUGAAAAUAAAUACAUAUUAUGUAAUGUUUUUAUUUUUUUAUUAACAAUAGCAUACACUUUUUAAUUAGCUCUGAAAAAAGCUAGGUAAACAAAUAAAGCAGCUGCUC
Calypte anna (Anna's hummingbird) is the source of this 1509-nucleotide messenger RNA. RefSeq names its product PAK1 interacting protein 1 (gene PAK1IP1). The record is from RefSeq and is a predicted model, not a curated record. Gene Ontology annotation, molecular function: protein binding. NCBI's taxonomy places the organism in Eukaryota, Metazoa, Chordata, Aves, Apodiformes, Trochilidae. The coding region runs from base 24 to 1214 and encodes 396 amino acids. The transcript is spliced from 10 exons.